Molecule: messenger RNA, 1113 nt
Organism: Cutaneotrichosporon cavernicola
Lineage: Eukaryota; Fungi; Basidiomycota; Tremellomycetes; Trichosporonales; Trichosporonaceae
Exons: 3
Coding region: 1-1113 (370 amino acids)
Source: RefSeq, a predicted model, not a curated record
AUGGAAUCACUCCUGGGCGGCCGCUCACUCCCUCCCGACUUUGAGCAUGACGAUAAGCGGAAACGCCGCCGCUUGACGGAUCGAGUUCCGCUCCCUACGCCCGCCAACUCGGCGCCAUCCGCCACUGCAUCAAAUACGACACCGCGCACCUCCCCCGUGGUAACAACCACUGCGCUCCCCUACCUUCCCCCGUCUCCCCCAGCCAAUGCUCCAUCUCCAUCCGCACCCGUCUCGGCACCUCCACCCUCAAAUCCUCCCCCUCCCGAAACCCUUCCCCUUCUCCAGGCAGUUCUCGCCGCCGGACAAAUCCGCCUCCUCUCAGCCGCCGACCUCGCCGCCGAUAACUUAGGUGCAUACAAUACCAUCCGUGAAGCGAUCGCGGCAGCAUCGCCCCGCCCCGGCGGACUAGAAGCCCUCCAGGCGGCCCUUGCUCAGGGUCCGAUUGCUGGCGAGCGCAACUUUGCCAUCACGCGCCAAGCCCUGGCAGCCUUAAACCUUCCUCUGGAGCCGACGAAUGUGACUGUGGCUUUAGGACUUCCACGCAGCGAACGCGAGGGCGGAUCAAAAAUGGCGCUUCCCUUCUUCUUCGCCUCGCAUGGCGGAUUAGUAGGCCUCUUCACGGCUAUGCGGGCAGGUCUGGGCGCGUUAGGAGGCUUGAUGGACGCCGCCCAGUUGGCCAGGACUCGCGCCUGGCUUAGGGGACGGUCGGUGCCGGCGCCUCCGAAAGGAGGGAUGGCGGCGUAUGGCCUGGUGCUUGGACAACAGGCAGAGUUGUGGGUCAUGACCCGCGGACCAUAUUUUGUCGCCCGGGCAUGGUCGGGACGACUUGGUACGCCCGAGUUUGCGGGUGUGCUUGCCAAUAUCCUUGGGGCUCGCGAGAGGGCCAAUUUCAUCGCGCAGUGUCUUCAAACUAUCAAGGAGGGGCGGGAGGCUCUUGCGAGUGCAGGCGAACAGCCGUUCGAUACGUGGUGGCGCGGGAAUGGGGGAGAUACGCCUGCACGCACGUUUGAGCGUCGGCUUGCGGAUAUGGGGUUUGCGGAUGGGGGAGCACGAGUUGUGGCGUGGGUCAGGGCUCAAGAUACGCAGACGUAUCUAGCCCCGGAUCAGGAGUAA